CCGAGUUGAUCGGCACGGUUAUCAAACCAAUUGCCGAUCCGGGAUAUUAAUACCGGAUCGCCUUGGAACUUAGGGCUUUACAAUAUGGAGCAGUAUGGACGUCGAAUCCGAUGGGUGGCACUUUGUUGGUCUUGUAUCCUCAUUUCCAGACAUUAGUGAAGACGAAAAGGGCUGCCGAGUCCUGCCUGGGUGCAAGACCCUUGGUAUUCCCAAACCGACGCAUCCGGACAAGCUGAAGACAAAUCGAGUGUCUAAUCUAGAUGAGCAAGUGCUCGUGUUCAAGUAUAAGGGGACUGUGCAUGCCGUUGAUAAUCGAUGCCCGCACUCGGCGUUCCCGCUUAAGCAAGGCACGAUUAUCGAUGUCGAGGACUUUGGCCCUGGAAUUAAGUGCUUUAGACAUGGUUGGAGCUUUGACCUGAUUACUGGCAAGGCAGACCGCGGCCACCACUUGAAGCUUAAUCUGUGGGAUAUCGAGCUGCGGGAUCCUUUGAUAUCAGACGAUGAGAGCACGGGGGAUGAUAAAGAAGUGUGGGUUAAAAGACGAUGAAGAUUUUCAAUAAGAGAUAUAAAUUACAUAA
This is a messenger RNA of Aspergillus versicolor CBS 583.65, 578 nucleotides long. Its product is annotated as Rieske (2Fe-2S) protein. The transcript has 2 exons. Gene Ontology annotation, molecular function: 2 iron, 2 sulfur cluster binding. The record is from RefSeq and is a predicted model, not a curated record. NCBI's taxonomy places the organism in Eukaryota, Fungi, Ascomycota, Eurotiomycetes, Eurotiales, Aspergillaceae. Bases 95 to 547 code for a protein of 150 amino acids.